This is a messenger RNA of Bradysia coprophila, 687 nucleotides long. RefSeq lists its product as uncharacterized. The record is from RefSeq and is a predicted model, not a curated record. Lineage: Eukaryota; Metazoa; Arthropoda; Insecta; Diptera; Sciaridae.
AGCUGCGAAGUGAAAAGACGCAAUAAAACUGCAGUAUCAAGAAAUUGGAUUUACUACGAACGUCUUAAUUUUCUGAAUUCAUUCAUCCAACCACGAUCCACUUAUACAAAUGAUACGUUUGUUGAAGAAGACGAUGAUUCCGUAAUGCUAAAUGAAUGUGGUAUGGAAGAUACGGAGGAUGCGAGUGGUGUCACAUCAAAAACUAUCGAGAUCGAGCUAGAAAACGGCAUUAACAUUGAUGAGCUCGGAGCUAUUACUACCGAUGAUACCGACACUGUGGUUAAUGCAUGUGUGCAGCUUGGCAUACCAAGAGAUAUUCAAACUGAUCCCGAUAAUCAUCAACCAGACGAAAACAUUUGGAACUGCCGCGAACGGAUUGUCUCCAAAUAUUCUCAUGAGCAGUCAACUAUUGAAUAUCAAUCAUUGAACGAACCGCGCGUUACAUCACGGGAUAAUGAAAAUGAUAAAGCCACUGGAGAUGUACAGCAGCAGGUUGAAAAUGGUCAACAGCCCGAUGAUGCAAAUGUUAUGGACCUCGAUAAUUAUGUGUCACCAUAUCCAAGCACCAGUUCGUCGAUCAGCAACACUACGAUCCCACCGUAUCCAUCUCGCUGUUAUGAUCCAAAGACUGGUGAGAUUAUAAUUGCGCGGAUCGCUAAUCAAGCCAGAGUACGUCUAUUUUUCUAG